Molecule: messenger RNA, 654 nt
Organism: Acomys russatus (golden spiny mouse)
Lineage: Eukaryota; Metazoa; Chordata; Mammalia; Rodentia; Muridae
Gene: Naa11
Product: N-alpha-acetyltransferase 11, NatA catalytic subunit
Exons: 1
Coding region: 1-654 (217 amino acids)
Biological process (GO): N-terminal peptidyl-glutamic acid acetylation
Cellular component (GO): NatA complex
Molecular function (GO): protein-N-terminal-glutamate acetyltransferase activity; protein N-terminal-serine acetyltransferase activity
Source: RefSeq, a predicted model, not a curated record
AUGAACAUCCGCAAUGCCCGGCCUGACGACCUGAUGAACAUGCAGCACUGCAACCUGCUCUGCCUGCCGGAGAACUACCAGAUGAAGUACUACUUCUACCACGGCCUGUCGUGGCCCCAGCUCUCCUACAUCGCGGAGGACGAGGACGGCAAGAUAGUGGGCUAUGUCCUGGCCAAGAUGGAGGAGGACCCCGACGAUGUCCCCCACGGGCACAUCACCUCGCUGGCGGUGAAGCGCUCGCACAGGCGCCUCGGCCUGGCCCAGAAGCUGAUGGACCAGGCCUCACGGGCGAUGAUCGAGAACUUCAGCGCUAAGUACGUGUCCCUGCACGUCAGGAAGAGCAACAGGGCGGCCCUGCACCUGUAUGCUAACACCCUCAACUUCCAGGUUAGUGAGGUGGAACCCAAGUACUAUGCCGAUGGGGAAGACGCCUACGCCAUGAAGCGCGAUCUCUCAACGAUGGCAGAUGAGCUGAGAAGGCAGCUGGUGCUGAAGAAAAGCGGCUACGUGGUUCUGGGCUCCAGGGAGGCCCAGGACGGCACACUUCCGGGUGCUGAAGAGGCCUCUCACCUGGAGAACCCCGCUGGCGUAGACAGUGGCAGCGACAGCACGGAUGUCCAGGACAGCUCGGAGGACUUGGAUUCCACCUCCUAG